Phalaenopsis equestris is the source of this 2538-nucleotide messenger RNA. RefSeq names its product wall-associated receptor kinase 3-like. The transcript has 2 exons. Gene Ontology annotation, molecular function: calcium ion binding; ATP binding; protein serine/threonine kinase activity. Bases 123 to 2354 code for a protein of 743 amino acids. NCBI's taxonomy places the organism in Eukaryota, Viridiplantae, Streptophyta, Magnoliopsida, Asparagales, Orchidaceae. Gene Ontology annotation, cellular component: plasma membrane. Gene Ontology annotation, biological process: cell surface receptor signaling pathway; protein phosphorylation. The record is from RefSeq and is a predicted model, not a curated record.
UAAAAUAAAGAAAUUCAAUAUAAAAUCAAUAUACAAAAUUUUGAAGCUAAAUUCAAAAAUAUUUUCCCUUGUCAAAUAAAUAAGGCGCAUGAACAGAUCAUGAGCCUUGGAAGUGCCGGAUAAUGUCCCCCACUCGUCGCCUCCUCUUCCUCCUCCUCGCCUUCUCUUCUCUUCAUACGCCAUGUAGUUCUUCUCCUCCACCAUUGAGCCCUUUAGUGUUAGCCUCGGAAAACGGCGGGCUCUGCAACGGCACACUCAUCCCCUUCCCCUUCGGCAUCUCAGAACUCACCACUUACCCUUCGGCGACUCUCUUCAACAUCACCUGCAAACAUGAUAACGGUGAUCUAACUUCACCACCACGCCUCUCUAUCUCCAACAGCUUCGUCUCAGCCAAGCUUCCCCUCCUCGAAAUCUCCCUUACCGAAGGCUUCGUCCGCAUCGAGCUCGGCCCCUUCUCAUGGCGCUGUGAUCGUGGCUUCGACGAGGUGCCAACCAAACUUCCAUACCUUCUCCAAGACUCCCCCUUUACUUUCUCCUCAACUCGAAACGUGCUUACUGUAAUCGGCUGCGACGCCAUGGUUUCCCUUCGCCCGCUGCGGAGCAAUGAUACGAGAAGCUGCGUCUCGUUCUGCGAGAGCACAGAUAGUGUGGUUGAUGGAAUUUGCUCUGGUGUGGGUUGCUGCCAGGCCUCCAUACCCGAAAAGCUGAAAAGCUUCGAUCUUGAUUUUGAAAGCAUUCGGAACAUGACAGGAUCGAUUCUUAACAACACGCCUUGUGGCAGGGCGUUCAUUUUGGAGCAGAAAGUUUUUAAAUUCUCAGUAGAAGAUCUUAACAGCGCCGGAGGCCGAACUUCGCCGACGUCUGUCGUGCUCGAUUGGUCGAUUGGGAAUAAGUCUUGUGAAGAGGCGAAGAGGGUUGGCGGAGAUUAUUAUAUCUGUACGGAGAAAGCAGAGUGCAACGAUGCCAGAAAUGGUGACGGAUAUCUCUGCCGUUGCAUAGAUGGAUAUGAUGGCAAUCCGUAUGUGCGAGAUGGAUGCAAAGAUAUCGAUGAGUGCGUUGUUAAUGGAACAAGCCCGUGCUAUGGGAAAUGCAGGAAUUUUGAUGGGGGAUAUGAUUGCUCCUGCCCCUUUGGAAAAACCGGAGAUGGCAGGAAACAAGGCAGUGGUUGCAAGAGAGUUGCGCCAUUAGAGAUUGUUUUGGCUGCUGGCCUCUUAUUGUUGCUUCUCCUCUUCAUUGGGGGCAUUAUAUCGUACAAUAAGCUGAAGAACCGAAGAUCUGAAAGGCUCAAGCAGAAGCAUUUCAUGCAGAACGGAGGACUGCUUCUACAGCAGCACUUCUCUGUCAGAGAGGCGUCCGCCAAGAUCUUCACCGCCGGCGAGCUUGAAAUGGCUACUGAUAAGUUCAGCGAGAGCCGUAUACUGGGGCAUGGCGGCUACGGUACAGUUUACAAAGGGAUUCUGUCUGAUGGACGCGAAGUCGCCAUCAAGAAAUCGAAGCUGAUGGAUGAGACUCAGAUUGAGCAGUUUAUCAAUGAGAUGGUCAUUCUUUCACAGACCAAUCACAGGAACGUGGUUAAGUUGCUGGGCUGCUGCUUAGAAACACAAGUUCCUCUGCUCGUCUACGAGUUCAUCUCCAAUGGAACCCUCUUCAACCACAUUCAUUCGAACGGAAAGUUAAAAACUUCACCUUUGUCAUGGGAGACUCGCCUGCGAAUUGCCGGCGAGACGGCGGCGGCGCUUGCUUAUCUGCACAACGCGGCUUCAACGCCCGUCAUUCACAGGGAUGUGAAAUCAGCAAACAUACUUUUGGAUGAGGAGUUCACCGCUAAAGUUUCGGAUUUUGGAGCUUCAAGGCUUGUUCCUUAUAAUCAGACUCAUGUGACGACGGUGGUGCAGGGGACUCUGGGGUACUUAGAUCCGGAGUACUUUCUCACGGGCCUGCUAUCGGAGAAGAGUGAUGUUUACAGCUUCGGUGUUGUUCUGGUUGAGCUGUUAACAACGGAGUCUCCGCUUUCGUUUCGUAGGUCAGAUGAGGAGAGGAGUCUGGCUUCAUACUUCGUUCGGUUGGUGAAGGAGAACAGAAUCUUAGAGAUGGUGGAUCGGCGGUUGUUUCAGGAAAGCUCUAUGAGUUUGUGUGCGGCGGCGGAGCUUGCGAGCAGGUGUUUGAAUGUGAGGGGAGAGGAUAGGCCGAUGAUGAAGGAGGUGGCGGUGGAGCUCAAUGCGCUGAGAAAGCUUUUCGUGCUCAGCAGGCCGCCGGGAAGGCUCGAUGGGGAAGAACAGAAUAGAUUUCUGCUUAGGCCUCUGAGUAUUUGCAGGGAAGAUGGGGAAAUAAGCAUGGAAGAAAAGCUUCUGUGAACUCUAGUGCUGUCAAUAGGACUAAAAUCUAGCCGGAAUUUCGGAGAAUUUCUUAUGCUAACUUUAUGUAUAGUAUGUUAAUAGUAUUGUACAAUACUAUUUGUAUUGGGAGUUCACAUACAUUUAAAAUCCGCAAGGAGUAAUUUUUCUAACACAUGACUAUAAUAUUUUUUGUCAUUUUUAA